AUGUUAUUGGUGAAAAGAGGCCAUGCAGAAAGACUCGUGAGCUAUUGCACCCAGCUAGCAGAUCUCGACGAUGCGUCGCUGGGAGUAUCCGCUACGCCUUGUGGUGCCACAGUGGUUUCGAAAGCCGGGUUCCAGGAACGAGACUGUAUUUGUUACACGCCCUUGACGACGGCGCAAGCAGGCACUCUGUAUCCCGCUGGGUUCGAGCUUUGGAUCGGGGUGCGCUUGCCCGGCGGUAAAGUUGACUCCGUCAACAUCGUGACUUACUCGGAGAGUCCGAUUACCUCGCAGUCAGCAACAUCAUCGGUGUGAGAUCUUGGCGAUCUGCAGCCACGUUGGGCACUGGGGCCGGGGCGUAAUGUGUGGUGAGGUCGACACUAGACUCAUCGGUGCGGAUUAUCUCGUCGGGCCUGCAGUUUCCGGUCAGGCAAGCGCGAGUAAGCUUAGUAGUAGAAGGCACGAGAUCGUAU
Alternaria rosae is the source of this 470-nucleotide messenger RNA. RefSeq lists its product as uncharacterized. The record is from RefSeq and is a predicted model, not a curated record. NCBI's taxonomy places the organism in Eukaryota, Fungi, Ascomycota, Dothideomycetes, Pleosporales, Pleosporaceae. Bases 1 to 312 code for a protein of 103 amino acids. The transcript has 3 exons.